CAAGGAAAACACAGGAACAUGAUCCCACCCCCACGGCCGAGGGGCCCGUGUUUAUCCUGGAGGAGAACCCAGCCCAGCCAGGGGCCCCUGAGCUGAUUCCAGAGCUGCCUCCCAGCCGAGAGCCGAGUCCCGCCGCCGUGCCCGGACCCCAUGGCGCUGGUGCUGGGAGCCGUGCUGCUGGCGGCGGGCGCCGCCGUGCCCCCGGGGCUGCCGGCCCCCCGGGACCUGGCCCGCUCCGUGCUGGAGACACACGGGCAGGAGCUGAAGCUGCUCAAGGUGCUGGCAGUCACCAGGACGACCUUCGACUGGGGAACCCAUUUCAGCCUCAACUUCACGGCCCGCCGGCCUGCCUGCCCCCGGAGCCUCCCCGAGCGCCGCGGUGCCAGCUGCCAGCCCCGGCCAGGCAGGGUGCAGCAGUGCCGGGCACAGGUCUCCGUCUUUGCCUUCCUCCCUGACGUGCCACUGUCGAUGGUGGAGUGCGGCCAGGAGCCGGUGAGGCCCCCAGGUGCCCCCACCCUUGGCACUGGGGACAGCAGUGGGGACGUGUCCCACACGCUGGGGACAUUCUCUGGCUGCAGGGUGAAGCCCACCCUCAUUUCUCCCUCCCAGCAGCCCGGUGGCAGCGCCCAACCUCGUUCCUCCAGCAGCCCAGGUCACCCAUCAUCAUCAUCAUCACCAUCAUCCUCCUCAAGGCCACCACCACGGCCUCACCACCCUGCUGGCCUGUCCCCCCCAAGGACCCCCCAUGGUCCCCUGUCCCCAAAGGAGCUGCAAUAAAGCUGGCUGGGGGUCGUGUGUGAGCGUGUGUGUGGGGUG
Dryobates pubescens (Downy woodpecker) is the source of this 816-nucleotide messenger RNA. RefSeq lists its product as uncharacterized. Lineage: Eukaryota; Metazoa; Chordata; Aves; Piciformes; Picidae. Bases 151 to 777 code for a protein of 208 amino acids. The transcript is spliced from 3 exons. The record is from RefSeq and is a predicted model, not a curated record.